Molecule: messenger RNA, 1550 nt
Organism: Lytechinus pictus (painted urchin)
Lineage: Eukaryota; Metazoa; Echinodermata; Echinoidea; Temnopleuroida; Toxopneustidae
Product: glycine receptor subunit alpha-4-like
Exons: 7
Biological process (GO): regulation of membrane potential; chemical synaptic transmission; signal transduction
Cellular component (GO): synapse; neuron projection; plasma membrane
Molecular function (GO): excitatory extracellular ligand-gated monoatomic ion channel activity; transmembrane signaling receptor activity; chloride channel activity
Source: RefSeq, a predicted model, not a curated record
UAUAUAGGAGAUCCAGUUAACAUAUACAUCGACGUUUUCCUAGCAAGCUUAGAUGGCAUCGAUGAGAAAAAUCUGGACUACACGAUCACAGCAACCAUUCACCAGAGAUGGUAUGACCCCCGGUUGACCUUCAAUCGAACUUUGACCCUACCCCCCUCGGCGUAUCUGGUUGACAAACUAUGGCAUCCGAAUCUCAUCAUCGGUAACGCUAAAGAAACACUUCUGCAUCACAUCUCACACCAAAACCAGUUGGUCACAAUUGACCCGGAAGGGAACAUCACUUUCUCACAAAGAUUAUCUCUCAAGUUAUCAUGCAAUAUGGAUUUUCAUCGUUUUCCAAUGGAUUAUCAAAAAUGCAACCUGGAUCUACAAAGCUUUGGUCUAACGACGAAUUUUUUGGUCUUCAUGUGGGGUGAUCAGAAGAUGGAAUUUCACAGUGACCAUUUGAAAUUACCCCAGUAUGUUUUGACUGGUGUAGAUUUCUUCGAUUGUACUGAACAGCAUUAUAAUGGGAUAUUCUCCUGUAUCCGAGCCCAGUUUACCAUGGAGCGUACCCUGGGUUAUUACAUGCUGCAAGCAUUCAUCCCGAGUAUCGCCUUGGUAAUGGUAUCAUGGGUAACCUUCUGGAUCGAUGUACGAGCCUCUCCAGCUAGGGUAGGUCUCGGUGUCACCAUCAUCCUCUCCGUCAUCUCCAAGACCAACGGUGUCAGGCUCGAUAUACCGCCCGUAUCAUAUCUCAAGGCGAUUGAUGUAUGGUAUACAUCGUGUCUUCUUUUCGUCAUCGGUUCCCUCCUCGAAUACGCUUUGGUUCAUCAUCUUUCUCUUUCUCCGAAGAAGACCAAACAGAGAGUCCUAGCUAUCAUACCAAAACAGGAUCCUCCAAUUCAAGAGAAUAUAUCGGAGGUUAACCAUGGAUCACUCUAUAACAUUUCGUCGUCUCAUCCAACACCUUCACAAAAUCAGCUCAUACGGCGAGAUGCAACAACCGGUGAAUUACGAACAAUAGCAACAGCGCCAUCUCUCGACAACAAACCACAAACCCCGUUGCAGACGACAUCGAGGCCGACGAGUCGUUUAGAUGUGUCGGUGCAAGGGAAGGAUACCUCUGACAAGCGGGGUCAAGAGGCAUCAAUAUUGGACCACUGUCGCGCCCUCCCAGGAGAAACGCACCUGAUCGAUUUGUUUUGUAGAUGGCUUUUCCCAAUUGGAUUUGCAAUUUUCAAUAUUUGCUUUUGGGCAUAUUAUAUGCCACCGCAUUAUACCCCCGCUUAUCUUGCGAACGACGAGAAAUUUGUAUCGCAUUCUGUUGGCGAUUUAUAGUUGUAGUAAUCAGUUUUAUGCCAGUAACUCAGCUUUAUGUGUCAGCUCAACAAUAUUUUUUUAAUAAAGCAAUUGGAUAAAAAGUACAUGCCUUAUUGUAUAUUUGAAACUUUGAGAUGAUUGAUAUACAAGUUGUGACAUAAACUGACAUAACAUGAUAAUAGAUUCAUGACAACCAGUCGGUUGCAGUAAUACACUGUUUCACAGGUAUGCGUUUUCCCCAUUCAUUU